Molecule: messenger RNA, 2941 nt
Organism: Arvicola amphibius (Eurasian water vole)
Lineage: Eukaryota; Metazoa; Chordata; Mammalia; Rodentia; Cricetidae
Gene: Snap23
Product: synaptosome associated protein 23
Exons: 10
Coding region: 253-885 (210 amino acids)
Biological process (GO): exocytosis; synaptic vesicle fusion to presynaptic active zone membrane; synaptic vesicle priming
Cellular component (GO): plasma membrane; synaptobrevin 2-SNAP-25-syntaxin-1a-complexin I complex
Molecular function (GO): SNAP receptor activity; syntaxin-1 binding
Source: RefSeq, a predicted model, not a curated record
CGGGUCCUAUCUAGGAGUGUCCGAUCUGCCGGGUCUAAAGAGGAGAGGCGAGAGCAGCCCGGCUGACCUGCAAUUCCUGGUCGUCCUACUUCUAUGUACAGAGAAUACAGGCUUGUGCUGUCCCAGCUGCUUGCAUUUCCUUUACAUCUUCACCAGAAAUCAGCAAACCUGAUUUCCUGGCUCUGUGGUAUAGGUGAACAGGUAAUGAAAUCGUCCCUUUUAUCCUACUUGCCUGUAUAGUUUUGAUCCAUCAUGGAUAAUCUGUCGUCAGAAGAAAUUCAGCUAAGGGCUCACCAGGUUACUGAUGAGUCUUUGGAAAGUACAAGGCGAAUCCUGGGCUUAGCCAUCGAGUCUCAGGAUGCGGGAAUCAAGACUAUCACCAUGCUGGAUGAGCAAGGAGAACAACUAAAUCGCAUAGAAGAAGGCAUGGACCAAAUAAAUAAAGACAUGAGAGAGGCAGAGAAGACUUUAACAGAACUCAACAAGUGCUGUGGCCUUUGCGUCUGCCCUUGUAAUAGGACGAAGAACUUUGAGUCUGGAAAGAACUAUAAGGCUACAUGGGGAGACGGUGGAGACAACUCACCUAGGAAUGUAGUGUCUAAACAACCAGGGCGGGCAACAAAUGGUCAGCCUCAGCGAGCCACAGGAACAGCCAGCGGUGGAUACAUUAAACGUAUAACUAAUGAUGCCAGAGAAGAUGAGAUGGAAGAGAACCUGACUCAAGUGGGCAGCAUCCUAGGCAACCUAAAGAACAUGGCUCUGGACAUGGGCAAUGAAAUUGAUGCUCAGAACCAGCAAAUACAAAGGAUCACAGAAAAGGCUGACACCAACAAAGAUCGGAUUGACAUUGCCAAUACAAGAGCAAAGAAACUCAUUGACAGCUAAAGCCACUGCUGUGCUUCUUUACCAGUUACUCCGUUCUCUAGCUCCUCCUAAGUCAUUACCUGUUCAGAGUUCGAAAGUUGGUGAAAGAAGGACCAGAGGAGGAGUGCCUCCCUACUUCUUCCUUUCUGUCCUUUGGGGUAGGUUCCUGCUCAGGCUUCACUACAGCCUCUCCCUGUUCACACUCCUCGGCUGCUUUCCAUGUAUCACACAGUCCAUCCUCCUCCUCACUUAGCAUCUUUGCAUUCAAGAUUUGGAAGCAUUGCCAAAGAGCCAUGAAGCGGGUGUCUGUAUAAGUAGCUUUUGUUGUUGGUUAGUUGGUUUGGUUUUGUGGUAAAGAGCAAGAGGAAGAAGAAUUGAAGUUGUUAGCUCAUUAAAGAAACUACAGGUCAAGAAAACGAAACAGGCUAAUGCCUGGGGUGGGAGGUUUUACUCAUACAUUUUUUUUUUUUUACAUCACUAUUUUGCAGCUUCUGCUCCAAAGGAGAACACAGUGGGUUUACAUAAGUGAGCUUCACUGAGUUUGUAGUGAUUUGUGUAUGUACAUAGAUUCUGGGAUCCCAUUUCAUACUGCACAUGCAGGAAUUCUCGUAUCAGGAGUCAUAGCAUGGUCCCAUUGUAGACCUGUUAACCUCGUGAAGUUGUCAUUAAUCUUUUAAAGAUGUACAUAUAUAUGAAAUAUGAGACUUCCUCACUAAAGCAGAGCUUCAAAAUUUUGAGUAAAGUUUGACAGUGUAUCAUGUGAAUUCAGAUUUACCUCAGUACUAAGAAUUACGUUUAGAUAUGGGAAAGAAAAGUUGUUUUGAUCUCAGGUAGCAAAAUAGAUUACUUUGAAUUUUGUGUAGUUUUAGACAUUUAAAAAGUUAUAAUUUGUUACUAAAAGUUGUUUAGGAAAUUAGGCCUUCAGAUUAAUCAUUGAUGACUGUACUGCCACCCUUUCUGCUGUAUGUUCAGAGUCAUGUUUAUGUAGAUCCUGCAGUGCUGGGAACGUUGAGUUGGUAUUUGUCACCUUUGUUUAAAAAUUAGCAUCUGUACACUUUAGAGAUACCAAAGUAGAUUGGCUUGACCAAUAACCAUUACUUGAUUCUUACAAUUAAAUUUUGUAACUAAUGGUAUUGUUCUUUCAAAUAGGCAACAUGUUUCUGACUUAUUUGUGGGGGCAAUCAUUUAAUCAGUUAACAAAUUGAAUAAAACAAAUGUCCAUACAUCAAGCACUCUAACUGAAAGCUGCAAUUAGCUCUUUUCCAAUUUUUACUAGAAAUGUUUAUAGGAGUUUCUGUGGCUGGUCAUGAGUCCGUUUUAGUCAUUAAUUGUCUUAGUCAUUUGAACUUAAAUAUACUGAGUAUUUCUAACUGGGAGUUAGUUACAAGUCAUUUACUAAAGACGACACAGCUAGCUCAGAAACAUCCCAAGGGUGAGGAGGACAGUAUUGAAGUAAAACAAAGAAAUGCUCCAUAGCAGGAUGGAUAGUUUGUCAGGUGAAGGGAUUGAACGUAUAAAGUAUAACUAAGUUUAAAACACUAGAUAGUGCUAUACCUAAAAGUGCUUUUCUUAAAAGCAUUUAAAAACUUAAUACAUUGAUCUGGCUAAAGAAACAGUACUGCUAAGGUAGUAUCCAAGGUUUAGUUGGUUGGAGCAUGUAUUAAAGCAUCUAUUUGUCAGUUUCUCCUUUGCUCUUGUUGGCAGGUAUGAAUGUAUGCCUAUUUCUGUGCCUUGGUUUCCUUACUUAUAAAUGGGAAUUAAUCCUACUUAAUAGAAUAAUUCAUAGAAUGGUAAUGCCUAGAAAUCUCCUAGAGUAAGCAGGGCUCAGAGGCUACACUGGUAAUCUCAUCACUGGGGAACCUGAGGCAGAAUCAACCUACGCAGUGAAUUGUGGGCCAGCCUAAGCUACAUCUAGACAAAAACACCCUCCCCCACCAAGACAAACAAAAACCCUUAGAAUGGUGCCUGUCAGGUGUAAAUGCAAUAAAUUAUAGCUAUUUUCUCUAGAAUGGAGGGAGUUCUUCUUGGUCAAAGAUCCGUGAAUUUGAUGAAAGAGAAUAAAAGCAAAGAAACUGUU